AUGGCGUCCCAGCCUAAGCCUGCCGACACCCUACUCUCUGCUCCCUUGAUCCGAAUCCUCGCAGCCUCUUCAGCCCUUCCAAACAUGAUCUGGGAUGGGCAAAACCAUUCGAACGAUACUUACCUCUCCAUCGUUUUCAACAGCAGGAAAGCCCGCCCCCUUCAUCUCGACUCCAACAAGCUGCAGCACUUCCCGACAGCAACCUUCAGGUUUCUACCCGCCCAAGAAUCGAAACUCCAACCACCCUACCCAUCUACCAUGGCCACCAACGGACAAAGCAACGACAACUGUGACGGCACAAAAGGUUCCGACGACGCCUCUGUUCCAGCAACGCCUCACACCGUCCACAACACGACAUCUCGACCGGCCCGUCAGCGGAGCAUCGCACUGAUGGACGAGACCGGCUCAUUGUCUCCUGAGCAGCCAGCAACAUCUCUGUGCAGCAACGCUCUGUAUUGCGUCGAAGUACCAGUUCGUGAGACGUCCAACGUACGAAGUUUCUCUUCCUCCAACGCCAGUCAAGACAGCAACACUCCUUCAUUUCCGAGCACAUCCGUGGACAGGUACACUCGAGUGCCCCCGCCUGUUGGGUGGACGCGCCGGUCGGCCCGCGACGCUCGCACCUCCUCUGAGAAAAGCCCGCCUCAUCACUGCUCAACCGCUAGCAGCAAGACCAAGUCUGAGCCGCCGACGUUAACGUUGACAAAGGCCACGGCUUCCAAGCUGCCCACGAUCAGCGACCCCGCCCCUGUCUCUUUCGAUAUCGCGACGUCGGGCUUGUAUACCAGAGUGUCCAGCUCAGUCACUUUUGAGAAUGACCACACGAGGCGUACAUCGUCGGAGCCAAAGUCUCAGCGACUUGCCGAACGAGAACAGCAAGAAACCGCUCUUAUCAAAAGCUCGUCCCCUUCGCUCACAGCCAGGGAAGCAGAGGGAGCUUGCCCCAACCCCAGCGAGCUUGAGCACAUUACUACAUCCCAAGAGUUAACCUCUGCGAGCCGCCCCACCUCUAAACGACUUCGAUUCUAUGCCACGGACUCCGAGUCGGAAUUUGACGUCGUGCCACCGAAGUUGCCGAAGACAGAAACUCCAUCGGAAGAGGUCGAGUCUGGCAGUGCAGACGUUGAAGAGUGGUUAGAGACCGAAAGCUCCGAGUGUACCCAUGACAAUGACUCGACCAUCUAUGACAAUGAAUGUGUGCUACUCCAGCGCGACAUCAACGCCGUUAUUGAGAAGGCUGUAGAGUCGAUUGGCAAUCUCAAGCCUUUGCACCAGCGCCUCGACGACUGCCGCAAAGCAGAUGACGACCUCGACUAG
Molecule: messenger RNA, 1317 nt
Organism: Trichosporon asahii var. asahii CBS 2479
Lineage: Eukaryota; Fungi; Basidiomycota; Tremellomycetes; Trichosporonales; Trichosporonaceae
Exons: 3
Coding region: 1-1317 (438 amino acids)
Source: RefSeq, a predicted model, not a curated record